GAUAUCACGAAUGCAGGCACGACGAUGUAAAAAUCAGUCGAACCAGUGAUGGAGACAAUUACUGUGUUCAGGAUGGAGAUCAUCCACAUCGUCAACGUCAUCGAUCUUCUGUCGGAAUGUCGGUGCUCUCUGGUCGAUUAAGCCGACGGCUGUAAGAAUAAAAGACCUGGGGAAGAUUCACCAACUCUUUCUUGUUCCAUUCGUCUUGUCAGCUCCAGUCCUGCACAUGCCCCGGAUGUAUUUUCCAGACCAACAAGAAACGCACGCCGUUCACGCGGAAAGCAGCCCGUCUUCUGGCAAUGGCACCGACUAUGAAUCCAAUGCGCCCGUGGACAUUGCCGAUGAGCUCGCAGAAAAGCAAAGCUCCCGCUCGGAUGGCAAGCGGGAGCUGAAGGAAAGCGAUUGCUACGAGAUCCUGGGCUACUCGUGGCCACGAUGGAAGAAAUGGACUUAUCUCGCCGCGGUCGCGUUCGUGCAAGUUUCGAUGAACUUCAACACUUCAGUCUAUCCAGCUGCCGUCAAACCUCUCUCUGAGGCCUUCAAUAUUAGCGAGCAACACGCUCGGACGGGCCAAAUGGCCUAUCUAGUGACCUAUUCUAUCGGGUGCGAGCUGUGGGCGCCCUGGUCGGAGGAAUUCGGUCGUUGGCCCAUUCUCCAGCUCUCCAUGUUCCUGAUCAACAUCUGGCAACUUCCAGCAGCCCUUGCCCCCAACUGGGGCUCUAUGGUGGUCGCUCGUGCAUUGGGUGGCAUUUCUACUGCGGGUGGCAGUGUCACUCUCGGUCUGAUUGCCGAUAUCUACGAGUCCGAGACACAGCAGUUCCCUCUUGCCUUUAUCGUCCUAUCCUCUUGUAUUGGUACCAGCAUUGGUGGUGUGAUCGGUGGGCCAAUUGCGCGCUUCCUUGACUGGCAAUGGUUCUUUUGGAUCCAGCUCAUCUUCGGAGCAGUAACCCAGGCCAUCAUCUUUUUCAUGCCCGAGAGUCGUUCCACCAUCAUCAUGGAUAGGGAGGCUAAGCGCCGCCGGAAGUCAGGAGAAGACCCGAAUAUCUACGGACCAAACGAGCUGAAAGUUCCUCGCAUCUCCUUCAAAGAAGCCGGCAAGAUCUGGAUGCGACCAUUUCACAUGCUGUUGCGCGAGCCCAUUGUCCUGUGCUUGUCCCUGCUGUCUGGUUUCUCCGAUGCUCUGAUCUUCACCUUCCUCGAAAGCUUUGCCAUCGUUUACGAGCAGGGAUGGGGCUUUGGUACGCUUGGGCAAGCGUGGGCGGUGAUUCCCAUCAACGCGGCCUACUUCAUCGCCUACUUCAGCUACUUUCCCUGGUUCAUGCGGGAUGAGAAGCUGCGUGUCCGACACGGGGAUGCGGCGAUCCCACCCGAGCGUCGCCUCAAGUGGCUGCUCUUCCUGGCGCCAUUGGAGCCCAUCGGGUUGUUCGGUUUUGCUUGGACCACCUUUGCCGCAGGCGACUCGCGCAAUGUCCAUUGGAUCGCGUCGAUGAUCUUCUCCGCAUGUGUCGGGAUUGCCAACUACGCGAUUUACCUUUCCUCCGUGGAUUACAUGGUCGCUUCCUAUGGCGUCUACUCGGCCUCCGCGACGGGGGGUAAUGCUUUCGCUCGUGAUCUUCUCGCUGGUAUUUCCGCCAUGUACGCGACGCCCAUGUACAGCAAUAUUGGCGACGAGUGGCAUGUUCAAUAUGCGAGCACCAUUUUGGCUUGUCUUUCCUGUCUCGUUGUCAUUCCCAUCUAUAUCUUCUAUUGGAAGGGACCGCAAAUUCGUGCAAACAGCAAGUUCGCUGCCACGCUGGCAGCCGAUAGAGUGCAGAACAAAGGGCGACGUGUGAGCCAGAUCAGUGCUGAGCCGUGAUGGGGAAAUAAGCAGAUACAAAUGCAUAUGUAGUAUGAGUGGAAAUCGCGCGUGGGGCCUUUUGUUCUUGAAACCUGUAUAUAUGAAUUGUCAUGAACGAUUGAAUGACGGAAUGUUCUAUUUACUCUGUGUCUAUUGAACUUUUCUGACGAAUCUGAAUCCCAACAUGCACCGGUCACUAUCCUCGCGCAGUAUGGCAUCACAGUAUGCCUGCAAGCACCUA
Aspergillus caelatus is the source of this 2078-nucleotide messenger RNA. Its product is annotated as major facilitator superfamily domain-containing protein. The coding region runs from base 227 to 1855 and encodes 542 amino acids. The transcript is spliced from 4 exons. Lineage: Eukaryota; Fungi; Ascomycota; Eurotiomycetes; Eurotiales; Aspergillaceae. The record is from RefSeq and is a predicted model, not a curated record. Gene Ontology annotation, biological process: transmembrane transport. Gene Ontology annotation, molecular function: transmembrane transporter activity.